Molecule: messenger RNA, 826 nt
Organism: Castor canadensis (American beaver)
Lineage: Eukaryota; Metazoa; Chordata; Mammalia; Rodentia; Castoridae
Gene: Cwc15
Product: CWC15 spliceosome associated protein homolog
Biological process (GO): mRNA cis splicing, via spliceosome
Cellular component (GO): catalytic step 2 spliceosome
Molecular function (GO): RNA binding
Source: RefSeq, a predicted model, not a curated record
GCGCAGAGGCUUCUGGGAACCGGGAUCGGGAUGGUGUGUGUGUGAGAUCCUCCGAGGCUGCUGCUGCGUCGGACCUCGGCUAAAAAUAAAAGAUGACAACAGCAGCAAGGCCAACUUUUGAACCUGCAAGAGGUGGGAGAGGAAAAGGAGAAGGUGACUUGAGCCAACUCUCAAAGCAGUAUUCAAGCAGAGACCUUCCCUCUCACACAAAGAUAAAAUACAGACAAACUACUCAGGAUGCCCCUGAAGAGGUUCGUAACCGUGACUUCAGGAGAGAAUUGGAAGAGAGAGAGAGAGCUGCUGCACGAGAAAAAAAUAGGGAUCGUCCAACUCGAGAACAUACAACUUCCUCUUCGGUGUCAAAGAAGCCUCGGUUAGACCAGAUUCCUGCUGCCAACCUUGAUGCAGAUGAUCCUCUAACAGACGAAGAAGAUGAAGAUUUUGAAGAAGAGAGUGAUGAUGAUGACACUGCAGCUCUUCUUGCAGAAUUGGAAAAGAUUAAAAAAGAAAGAGCUGAGGAGCAGGCCAGAAAGGAACAGGAACAAAAAGCAGAAGAAGAGAGGAUCCGUAUGGAGAACAUCCUGAGUGGAAACCCGCUCCUUAACCUCACUGGCCCAGCCCAGCCUCAGGCCAACUUCAAAGUGAAAAGAAGGUGGGAUGAUGACGUUGUCUUCAAGAACUGUGCAAAAGGUGUGGAUGACCAGAAGAAAGACAAAAGAUUUGUGAAUGACACACUGCGAUCUGAGUUUCACAAAAAGUUCAUGGAAAAGUAUAUUAAGUAGUACAGUUUUAUGUGCCUAACUAAAGACUGAAGUAGUAAGGUUCA